AAGAAUUGAACUCCAAGCUUCAAGCUGAGAAUACUGAACUUAGAAACAAGAAUGCUAAAUUAAGACAAGCUUUAGAAGGACAUGAAACCAGAAUCACGAAACUAGAACAGGGAGAAAAUAGUAUUUCUACAAAAGAUGUUUUGCAAUCUUCGGUUAAUAUAAUCUCUACUAAAACAGAAAAUUCUAACGAUGCUCCUGCAUCCGAUAUAUCUGACAACACUUCAAGUUCUGAUAUUUCUGAACAGGUAGAAAAUAGGUCAAAUACAUGCCAGGAUAGAGAUAGCCAAUAUUCUGCACCUCCUAUUCCCCCCGAAACAAAUUCUAACGAAAGUUUGUUGUCAAAUAAUGUAGCAGUAGAUGAGAAAAAUACUGCUGGUCGGAAG
This is a messenger RNA of Ambispora gerdemannii, 383 nucleotides long. The record is from the annotation of a GenBank genome assembly. NCBI's taxonomy places the organism in Eukaryota, Fungi, Glomeromycota, Glomeromycetes, Archaeosporales, Ambisporaceae.